This is a messenger RNA of Dermatophagoides pteronyssinus (European house dust mite), 2724 nucleotides long. RefSeq lists its product as uncharacterized. Gene Ontology annotation, molecular function: ATP binding; protein kinase activity. Gene Ontology annotation, biological process: protein phosphorylation. The record is from RefSeq and is a predicted model, not a curated record. Lineage: Eukaryota; Metazoa; Arthropoda; Arachnida; Sarcoptiformes; Pyroglyphidae.
AUCGUCGGCUAAGAAAAUAAAAAGAAAACAUAAUUUUUCUCUUGAAAUUUUCCUUAAAUUUUAAAAUUUGAUAAAAUUGUUUGUUUGUUUGUUUAUUGGAUUGAUUGAUUGAGAUUCAAUUUCUCUUUCAAAUUUUACCCGGAUUGAAUCGGGUUUUUUCUUUCCAUUUUCUUUUGUUGUUUUUUUCUGCAAUUUUGAAUUGUUAUUAUUUCCUUAAUCCGAAAGAACUGAACACUUGUUGUGUUCAUUGAGAAGACUUUUUUUGGAAAUGACUGAAAAAUAUCGUAACACUCCUAAAGGUCGUAUUGCACCAAAUGGUUAUCGUUUAUGUGAUCCAUUACCUGAAGGACAAAUUUUACUUGAUUUUGAAAAAACACAAUGGGUUAUUGGAAAACCAAUCGGUUUAGGUGGAUUUGGUGAAAUAUAUCUUAUACACCCGAAAGAUACACCAUCCAGACAAUGUGUAAUGAAAUUGGAUAAUAUUAAUGGUCCAUUAUUUGUUGAAGUAAAUUUUGUAUUACGUGCUUGUCAAAAAACACAAAUUUCUGCAUUUAUGGAAUCGAAAAAAUUAUCAUUUUUAGGUGUACCACGUUUUAUUGCAUCCGGUACACAUAAUAGUAGUUAUCGUUUUUUAAUCAUGGAACGUUUAGGUGAAGAAUUACAAAAAGUACUUGAAACAAGACAUUUAAGUAUAUCAACUACAUGCAGAAUUGCUUGCAGAAUAAUAGAUGUCCUUGAAUAUAUUCAUGAUCAAGGUUAUAUACAUGCUGAUAUUAAAGCACAAAAUAUACUUCGUUCAUUAAAAACAACAACGGAAAAUAAUGAUAAUUCAACAAAUAAACGUACGAAAGCUAAUAAACGACAAUUAAUAGAUGAUCAACAAUCAUCGGAUAAUCUUAUUGAUGAAGAUGAUAAUUAUUAUCUUAUUGAUUAUGGUUUAGUUGAAAGAUUUAUAUUACAAGGUUCACAUAAACCAUAUGAACCGGAUAAACGUAAAGCAAAUAAUGGUACAUGUGAAUUUCGUUCACGUGAUGCACAUAUUGGUGUUAUAUCACGUCGUAGUGAUAUUGAAUCAUUGGGUUAUAAUCUUAUACUAUGGUUUUAUGGCCGUCAUCCUUGGGCUAAUCUAUUGAAAGAUGCAGAAAAAGUAUUGGCCAAAAAAAAUUGGGCAAUGUCAAAUAUUGAUGAUUUUCUUCGCGAAGCAUUUAGUGGUAAAACAUUUGUUGAAAAUAGUGAAACAAAUGAUUCGAAAACAUCGAAAACAGCAUCAUCCAAAUCAAAAUCGAAUGGUAAAAAAACACCAGCCAUAUCUGUUUAUCAUCAACCACCGGUAAACAAUAAUCUUCCCAUUUCGACUACUGUACCGAAAGGAUUUCGAAAUUUUUUCGCCGAAAUCAAUCAACUUUCACAUGAUGAUCGUCCAAAUUAUGAAAAAUAUAAAAAUAUUUUACAAGAUAUUGCACGAUUGAAUCCUAAAACUGCCAAUCAUAAUUUAUUUAAUAAUGAUAGUCCGAAACGUUCACGAUCUUCACGAUCGAUUAAUAAACAACAGCAGCAGCCCGAAGAAGUGAUCAAUACAAGUGAUGUGAUUCGAACAAAAAAAUCAAACAUAAAAAAUUCUCAAAUUCAAAAUGGUAAUUCAGAAUUACCAUCAAUUGCUGAUGAUGAUGAAAGUGAUGAUACUGAAAUCGAAGAUAAUGUAAUCGAUAAUAAUAGGAUAAAAUCAUCAUCGACAAGAACAACCAGAACACAAACAUCGAAACAACAAAAAUUAUCACCAACAAAACAACGAAUUCAACAGUUGAAAAAUAAGAAUAAAAUUCAAUCACCACAAACAACACCAAAAUCAACAAUAAAUCAACGUAAAAAUCUUCGAAAUCGUAAGAGUAAUAAUAUUUUCGAUGAUAAUGAUGAUGAAAAUGGUGAUGAUAAUGAUGAAUGUGAUUCUAUAAAAAAAUCAUCCACAGAUAAAAUAACUUAUAAUACACCACGUCAUAGUACAGCAUUAAUAUCAUUCACACCAUUCGAUAGUAGUGAUCCAUUAUUUGGUCCAUUCGAACCAGAAGAAAGCCUUAAUUAUGUGAAAAAUAAUAAUGAUACGAAAAGAAAUCGUACGAAACCAUUGAUUAAUGGUAAAAUUGGAAACAACAUUAUUGUUAAUGAUGAAAAUGAAACCGAUAAUACUAAUAGAAAUAAUAAUCAAUGUCGUAUUUAUAUUAAUAAUCGAAGAUGCCGUUCAAGACAAUCAUUUGAUGAUGAUGAUUGGAAUCCAAAUUAUAAAAUUUCUGUAAAAAAUAAUAAUACUACGGAACAAAAUAAUGGUCCGAUAUUGAAAAUGGCCAAUGGUAAAUUAUCAAAAUCAACUGUAACAAUAUCAUCAUCAUCAUCAUCGAAAUCAACAACAAAAACCACUAAAACACCUUCAUCCAAACCGAAUGGUAUUUCGAAACGUAAUGUACAAAAAUCCACUAAUUGUUUAUCAUCGAAAUUUUCCACACCACCAACAACAACCAAUAAUACAAACAAUAGUGGUGUAACGGAAACAGCAGCAAUGCAAAGAAUUCGUUUAAUGUUACAGAAUAAAAAGAAAAAAUAAUCAUUUGUAACGAAACUAUUUUUAUCGUUCAUCAUUAUCAUCUUUCGCUACACGUGUUUUGUAUUAAUCUUUGUUUGGUAUCAAAAAAAAAAUGUGUCACAUUUGAUGAUCAAGGAUCACUAAUGAUG